AAUAACGUAGCUAGUGAAAUCUGCUAGGGAGGGGGCCGAAGAACAAAACAAUGACACUGCUCGGAAGGAUUCAAAUGCAGUAACACUUUUUGAAAUACUUUUUAAACGAAAUAGCGCGGAUUUCCCUCCCGUUUUAAAGCAAAAUAGUCCGCUGAUACCCGAGCUUUUGACGUCGACUGGUUGUUGUUUUUGUUGAUAUGUUGUUACAGCUCAGUUGACAGACUUGAGGCGAGCUGCUUGUUUGUACGGCUAUGAACUGUUCGGGCUUGCUGGUCCGCUAAUUACAGCUUUUUUUUUGGGGGGGUGGGGGUGGGGGGGGGGAAGUUAAAACUGUCCAUCGAAACCAGCUAGUCUUAAACUAAGUGUUGCUGUUUGGAUGCCACAUUAUCUACUGAGUUUGCCAGCGAGCUAUUGUGGAUCCGUUUGCUAGCUAGCCUGUUGUUAGCGUCAACAUUUGCACAUUCAUCCUUCAGGGAGAGUUCAUUGUCUCGGUCGGUACUGUAUACCUGUAACGUUACAUGUUAAUAUUUUAUUUAUUUUGUGAGCUAACCUAUAUAUCUUAUGUAAUUCUGCAUCUAAAUGCUAACUUUGGUUCAUGAACAAGCUAACUGUUAUUGGUAAAAACAUAUCUGGUGUAACUCAAGGAGACAGCUGUUUCUGCUUCAUUGCCUCACUGUUUGUUGCACUAAAUAACAUUAUUAUUACCAUUGUAAGUGUUUUAAAUCCAUGCUACGAAAAGUAGUUUAAUAUAUAGUAUUAUUGUCGAGAGUGCUUUAUUGUUGAGACCACCAGCCCUGUUACCAUGCAGCUGUUGUAACUUGAUUUUGUUGUUGUUGUACAAUUUCCAUUAACUGCUAUUUGAAAUAGCUGGUACUGUUAUCAAGGCUGUUACAAUAAGCACUGCUCUGUUUUCAAGUUUACCUUGUGAGAAACGAUGAGUGGGCAUGGCUCAUCUUCGGAAAAGGGAGUCAAUACUAGCCUAAUAUGUCAAGAGAGUUAUGCCUGUGGUGGCUCCGAGGAGGCCGCAUUUGAGUGUGAUGAAUGCAAAAGCUUGCAGUGUGUUCGUUGUGAGCUGGAGCUCCACAGUCAGGAGCAUCUGAAGAACCAUGAGCGGGUUCAGAUAGGACCUGGGCAUGUCCCUUACUGUGACAACUGUAAAGGAGGUAAUGGAGACAAUGGCAAACGCCAUAGAUCUGUGGUUCGCUGCCAGAACUGCAAAGUCAACUUGUGCCAAGACUGCCACAAAUGCACGCACAGUGGAGGCAACAAGAAGAAACACCAGCUCAUAUCUUAUCCUCCACCACCCAAACCUGCCCAGGUCAACUCUGUCCAGACAUCUGUCCUGCCCGCUGUCCAAAUACCCGAUGAGACCAAAUCUCAGAGAGCAAAACUUCUGGAGAAUAUUUCCAGUUUUCUCCUGGUUGACGAGAAUGAGGAAAUGCAGAUAAAAGAUGAAUCCUCAUUUGUAAAGAGCCUCAGCGGCAACCCUGACCAGCUGCUGAAGGUGGUGUCCAUCUUUGGCAACACAGGAGAGGGCAAAUCUCACACCCUGAACCACACGUUCUUCAUGGGCAGAGAGGUGUUCAAAACUUCUCCCACACAAGAGUCCUGUACGGUGGGUGUAUGGGCGGCGUUUGACCCCUUCCGUAAAGUAGUAGUCAUCGACACAGAGGGGCUGCUUGGGAACAGCUCCAAACAGGGCCAGAGAACCCGUCUCUUGCUCAAGGUGCUCGCCAUCUCCGACCUCAUCAUCUACCGCACCCAUGCCGACCGACUCCACGACGACCUCUUCAAGUUCCUCGGGGAUGCCUCUGAUGCUUACUUGAAGCAUUUCACCAAGGAACUGAAGGCUACAACAGCCCGCUGUGGCCUGGAUGUCCCUCUGUCCACCUUGGGCCCUGCGGUGGUCAUCUUCCAUGAAACAGUCCACACGAAGCUGCUUGGUUCAGAUAAAUCAUCUGAGUCAGUAGACCGACUGCUGUCGGCUCGCUUCAAGAAGCUUUCCCGUUUCCCAGAGGCCUUCAGCUCUGUACAGUACUGGGGCACGCAGACUCUCAGCCCCCCAACUGACUUCCGUGGCCUGCAGAAUAAACUGGAGCAGCUCCUGGAUAACAACGCCACCCGUUCCCCACGCACCCCUCUGGUCAUCUUCAAAGCCCUGCAGGCAUUGAGUGAGCGCUUUAAUGGAGAAAUUGCAGGUGAGCUUGUAGCCCACAGCUGCUUCUUCCCUGAUGAGUACUUCACCUGCUCCAGCCUGUGCCUCAGCUGUGGAUCUGGCUGCAAGAACAGCAUGAACCACUUAGAAGAAGGAGUGUGCCAUGAGGCAAAGCACCGUUGUCGUUAUUCUGUUCAGUAUGAUAAUCGCAUUUACACCUGUAAGGCUUGCUAUGAAGGGGGAAAGGAAGUGAUAGUGGUCCCUAAGACCUCAGCUUCCUCAGACUCUCCAUGGAUGGGCCUCGCCAAAUACGCCUGGUCUGGGUACGUCAUUGAAUGUCCCAACUGUGGAGUGAUCUAUCGGAGCCGUCAAUACUGGUACGGGAACCAGGACCCUGUGGAUACAGUUGUCCGCACUGAGAUCCAGCAUGUAUGGCCCGGGUCGGUUGGCUUUUUAAAGGACAAUAGCAAUGCAGCGCAGCGUCUUCUGGAUGGAGUGAACCUAGUGGCCCAGUCUGUGUCAGAGCUCAGUGUCAAGCCUGCCAAGGCCGUCACGUCUUGGCUGACGGAUCAGAUCGCCCCAGCCUACUGGAAACCCAACUCCCUCAUCUUGGUGUGCCAUAAGUGUCACGCAGUCUUCCAGGACAACGACACCAAGCAUCACUGCCGUGCCUGUGGGGAGGGCUUCUGCGACGGCUGCUCUUCCAAAGCUGCCCCCGUGCCCGAGAGAGGCUGGGGCCUGGCCCCUGUCAGAGUCUGUGACAUCUGCUUCGAACAGAGAGCUUCAUACGCAGAGCUGCUCGAGGCAGAGCUCGAGGAGGAAGAAGGUGGAACUCUGGCCAGGAAGGUUGGGGAAGCAGUCACCAACACGUUUGGGGUUGUGGUCACUGCUAUUGACAUCCCAUUUGGCCUCGUGAAAGAUGCCGCUCGUCCUGCCUACUGGGUGCCUGACCAGGACAUCCUGUCCUGCCACAACUGCCAGCGCGAGUUCACUGCCAAGCUGUCCAAGCACCACUGCCGUGCCUGUGGCCAAGGAGUGUGUGACGACUGCUCCCCGGAGCGCCGGUCGGUCCCGUCGCGGGGCUGGGACCACCCCGUGCGCGUCUGCACCACCUGCAACCAGAAACCGGGAGAACUUUAACAGGGAAGGCCUUCCUUCCUCAGAGCACCGGAGAGAACCACUCACUCGCUCAGCUCGCAGUCUGUCACUGCUUUACCUCCGUUAAUCUAAAGGUUCUGUCUUGUUUCUGUGGAAAGGAAGUAUUUAGGCGUACAUCUAUAGGACGUUUAGCAGAGUUCCUGUGGCCUUUGUAGAACAGCCGGAACAUGUGAGUUACUUGACUGAGUGUGAAACCUGCAUUUCCACUCUUGAUUAUUCAGAGUGAAUACUUUGAUUCUUAUUGACACAAGUCCCGAAUUUUACGUUGAAUAAGGCUGUUGAGCUAUUUUUCUACUAUCAGAAAAUGUAUAUUAAAAAAAAAAAAAAUGUAUCAUUUGAAGAGUAUUAGUUAGUCGAGGACCCUGUGGGGUUGGUGUUAUUAGUUUCCAGCAGUUCUUAUUAUUGAGCAUUGUUUCUCUGAUGUCGCAAGGUGAUAUUUUAUAUCCCUGCGGGUAUGUCUACAGGUUCCAUUGCAUGCUGUAUUGCAACAUUUUAGUUUUUUUGCACUACGCCUUUUUCAGCUGUUAUAGGCUGUUGCUAACCAUGGCCAAAAUCCAGAUAUCCAGAUGAUCAACUAGUCUGUCCCAAACUGAGCUGAGCUGAACCACAGCAGGUCUAGAUUGUGGAUAUCUGGUGUGCCAAAUAUCAUUCAGGUCACUGUGUCUGUGCUGGUAUAAUGUUUAGAUUUUAUCAUGUCAUUUGUGGAUGUAUGAAAACAUAGAACUAUGUUAGAGGAGUGUACAUUUAAAACGCUAAAAAAUAUUUAUGUAUUGAAGAUUUUAAACUACAACAUAUUAACACUCGGUAUGCAUGACAGUCUGAGAGAUCCAUGGCCUUCUACGUGUUCAGAGGAUGGUCUCUGAAUGGACCUCACUAUCUCUUCUACCAAGCGGCAAUUCAGUGCAUCCAUGUUAUAAAAUGUAUGUAUUUCAUGUUCACAUUUUGUUUUCUUGACACCUUGAUUUUAAUUGUUUUCUAAAUAUUUGCAGUUUGUUUGUAUGAACAUUGUUUUGCCGAACUGAAGAAUAUCCAAAUUUGUUUUCAAACCAGCUUUACAUAUUUCACUCACGUCUCCGUAGGCACCGACUGACAGGAUAAGGACAACACAUUUUAGUUAUGUUUUAGCUCUUCACAGCUUGUUUUUCUGUUAUUAUACCUCCGUUAUUGAUAAUGUAUAUUUUCCUUUUCUGGUUUUUGUUUGACCUUAAUUUCUGUAUGGAUAUUUAUAUAUAUACAUUGUAGCAACUGUAUGCAAACCACUCUUUCUCGCCUUAUAGUUUUUGUCCUUUUGUCUUUAUUACACAGAAAAAAAAAUGAUGCUCGAUUGUGGCAGUGAUAAGAUAUUGAACCAUAUUUAGUGACUGAGACACGUGCUUUACAUGUGGACGUCAUACAAAGCACAAGGUGAUGCCUUUAACACAUAUGCUUGUAUUUUGGUGUUAAAAAUAAGAAAAAAAAGGGGUCUUUGUCAAUUGUAAGCUUUGUAGAUAAAGUGAAUUCUCUCUUUGCUCCUAGCUUUGAACUUUUUGGUUUUGAUGUCUGAUGAGGAAAUGUUUUGUCUGCCUUGUCUGAAAAUAGAUUUAUCUGUCUGAAUGUUGCAUCACACGCACACACACACACACACACUCACUCCGUGGAGGUGCUAAUAUUGCACAGUAUAGAAUAGGAAAUACAUCAUGUCAUGUUACUUGUACUGGAGUUCAUUCCUGUGCAAAAUUGUGCAGUCUGUUGCUUCAGAUAUCCGUUUUAUCUUGUGAUGUCCAGUUAUUUCACCGACAGACUACAAAUCAAGAAGGAAUGAUUGAAACAAUUUAAGCAAUGAUGUGUGUAUACUAAACUGAUGGAAGAUUUGCAUAACAUUAAAGUUGUAUCGGCUCCCAUUAGUCAAAAA
Anarrhichthys ocellatus (wolf-eel) is the source of this 5204-nucleotide messenger RNA. RefSeq names its product zinc finger FYVE domain-containing protein 1-like. Gene Ontology annotation, biological process: lipid droplet formation. NCBI's taxonomy places the organism in Eukaryota, Metazoa, Chordata, Actinopteri, Perciformes, Anarhichadidae. Bases 935 to 3295 code for a protein of 786 amino acids. Gene Ontology annotation, cellular component: lipid droplet. The transcript is spliced from 11 exons. The record is from RefSeq and is a predicted model, not a curated record. Gene Ontology annotation, molecular function: phosphatidylinositol-3-phosphate binding; 1-phosphatidylinositol binding; phosphatidylinositol-3,4,5-trisphosphate binding.